AUGUAUGCCAAGAAGAAUUUGGUGAGUCUAACAAAAUCAAACGAUUUUAAUCCAAUAACGACAAGGCAACCGAUUAAUGAAAUAUGUGGUGCUACUGUUAUACAGGUAAAUGAUACGUCAUAUCGUGGAAGUGUCGGCUCGUCACGAUCGUCAUCAUGUGAACGUAUUCAAUCAGAUUUAUCAGCGGUGACAAGAGUUGAUUUGAGUAGUCGACUUACUCAGUUUGAACCUCAUCAUGGAACUCCAAGAAGUGUAAAAUAUCGCAAUAAGGUAGAUUUGGCAUACAACUUGGAUAAACAAAUAGGUCUUUUCGUAAAUAUUGGUUGA
Messenger RNA from Dracunculus medinensis (Guinea worm), 327 nucleotides. The record is from the annotation of a GenBank genome assembly. NCBI's taxonomy places the organism in Eukaryota, Metazoa, Nematoda, Chromadorea, Rhabditida, Dracunculidae.